This is a messenger RNA of Stereum hirsutum FP-91666 SS1, 1530 nucleotides long. RefSeq lists its product as uncharacterized. The transcript has 2 exons. The record is from RefSeq and is a predicted model, not a curated record. NCBI's taxonomy places the organism in Eukaryota, Fungi, Basidiomycota, Agaricomycetes, Russulales, Stereaceae. Bases 1 to 1530 code for a protein of 509 amino acids.
AUGCCAGCCAUUCGUCGGAAGCGCUCCUCGGCUGGCUCUCGUUCCUCUGUAUCUACUAACGGCGACGACGUCGGUACAUCUUCAUUCAGCAAAACUGGUCUACCCUCUCCGACGCAAUCUCGUCCUCCGUCUCCUUUUGCGCUCCCGGCUUCACACCGCGCCGAAAUACCCUCUGCCCCUGUCUCUACCCAGCGCCGUCGUGUCAACCCCGAGUCUCUUGCUGCUCGUCUCGGUCCAGAGGUCGUCGCCGAGCUCGAGAAACACAUUGAACCCGGAAACAUCGAGAUGCCUUCUUUCGCCGUCAGGCGCGCUGUCCAGGUCAAAUUCAGCAUCGAUCGGCGUCACAUCUAUGACUUCUACCACAGCAAAGGCUUGCGAUGCUUAAAAGACGAAAAACGCGGGCGACUCGUACGAAACGCCAUCCCUACUCCUCCUACCAGCCCAAAGCCGUAUCCACAGAAGAGGCGACGCGCAGCGGCUGUUCUCGCUGAAGCAGUUCUCAUCAAACCUCCUCGUCCGACUCGUGCUCAGAUCGGUAUCAUGCGCUCGGUCCAGCCUGCUCUUUCUCCGUCACCUAGCAGCUCUUCGUCUUCCUCCGACUCUUCCUCCGACUCUGACUCUGACGACUCAGUCGAACCGAUGGAGACCGAAAAGUCGACCAAAACCACAGACUCUUUAUCUAGGAAGGAGACUCCCUCUCCCCCUGACCCCGCCACCAUACUUGCCUGGAAAUCUUUCGCCGACUCGUUGUACCCUUGCGAUAAGUCUGCACACGACCUCUGGCUCGAUACCGUCUCGUCCCUUUGCGACAGACCUGAUCUUGAUCUCGACCAACUCUGGGAUCCGUACACUUUCCAUCCAGAAUUUGAUACGCCGUCUCUCUCACAGGACGAUCGCAAGGGGACUUAUCAGUGGUUCGAUAGAGUCAUCGGUCCAGCCCGAGGUGUCCAAGAGAGCGUAGGAAGCUACCACGCGUACAUGGAACGUCAACGACACUCCUACCUGGACUCUUUCUUCUCCGAGGCGCCUCGACCCAGCCUUGCCCACCUCCGGACGCCAUCUGUCGAACCCUUCCGCGGUUGGAUCAAGAGCUCCGGCUCGUUUGUCCCACAAAGACUGGUCCCUUCGCCGUCACCCGCUACACGUCAUGAAAGCAGACUCGCCUCCAGACAGAGUGGCGCCUCUACGGGUUCCCUCAACGUUCCGACCUCCAUCUCUUCGAUGCACCACUCGCUCUCAUAUCCUCUGAUCAACCUCCCCGAGGACGACGCUAUGCGGAUGGAGGGGCCUGUCACGCAGCUUACGUCUUGGUCUAUCCUCCCAGUACAAGCUGACGCUGGUUCCGCCCCGAACAAAAACUUGGCUAUGGGUUCAACUAUUGGUGUGGCGGGGGCUCCGGGCUCAAUCUACCCCUUUGGCAAGGUCGAGGGGCACGGCCGCGACUCGGAGGUGAUGGGUGGUCGUGAGCCUUUGUUGCCGAUGAAGCCUUUCAAUCGAGGCCGAACCUACUCUGCCAAUGGUUAUUUCUGA